Messenger RNA from Aspergillus aculeatinus CBS 121060, 1164 nucleotides. RefSeq lists its product as uncharacterized. The coding region runs from base 39 to 833 and encodes 264 amino acids. Lineage: Eukaryota; Fungi; Ascomycota; Eurotiomycetes; Eurotiales; Aspergillaceae. The record is from RefSeq and is a predicted model, not a curated record. The transcript has 3 exons.
GAACCACCUCCGGUUCUAUUUCUCCAUUCUGUGACAAUAUGAGGCCUAUCAUCCUGCUGCAUCCGCAAUUGCGGACUGCACUUCCACGAAGUGUCCGGCGGAGUCUUAACAGCAAGCUGUUUGCUCGGCUGAAGACCACCGAGAACGCCGCUCGCAGCCCGAAGAAUGAUCCGUUCAUCAAAAGACCAGCGCACCCCGAGAGUAUGUUCUAUAACAAGGAACCCGACCCGGCCAGCUACGCAUAUGGAAAACUCUUUGCGCGGAAAGGACCCCCCGAGGUGAUUCUCAUCUACAAUGGUGGUGUCCAUAAAGCCAUGUUCCUGGCGGCAUUGAAGAUCACUGGCAUCCUCCUGUACGGAGUAACGAUUGCUUUCAUCUUGCCGGAGUUCAUGAGUGGGGAGUAUCCUGACUGGUAUGCCCCAGCAGCUCUCACUCUCGGUGCGAUCCCGAUGCUCUUCAUGGCUUACAAUGGGGCUACCUUUGUUUGCUACAUUCACUUGUUUCUGCCAAUGUCUGCUCGCCAGUCUCGGCAGGCGGCUGAGGAUUAUGCCAGAAAUCUUCCGCCGACGGCUCGGUUGUUCAUCACGACCAUGGCGUUCUCAGCUAGACCUAUAAAGAGGGAAGUACAUCUCAAAAACCUUGUCCCCGAAGUCACGCUCAGGCGUCCCGUGAGCUUCAAGGAUGUGGGUCCCGAAUCCAAGAAAGGGUACUGGACUCGAGGGUUGACAGAAUUCUGGGCGGCGCCCAAGAGCCACCGUGGGAAACAGUCGACAGCAUUCUAUCCUCACCUGUGGCCGGUGGUGAGGGAGCAGAUUGAGCGGAGGGCGCCGUGAGGGAAGUCUGUAAAUUUGGCGUUAGGGGGAGUUCAAUGUGAGAGAUUGGCAUGGAGGUUUCUUAUAUUAGUGAAACUGGAGACGUGGAUAACAUUAGCCUCAGCAUCUUUACUCCGGAGUUGAAAAGCAACAAUACUCUUUACCACAUCUUUUUUGGGUCAAAUGAACCCAUAUCAUGGAUCCAUGAUCUCUUCACUUCACUCUCAUUCCCAGCCUGUGUUACGCCUUAGCGUGACUUCGUGCUGUCCCAACAACACUUUGCCGAGUCCAGUCACCAUUCACUCGCCAAAGCUGAUAUUUUUCUCCAUAUCCCUCAUGUUCCUGACCUGUC